Molecule: messenger RNA, 5772 nt
Organism: Diabrotica balteata
Lineage: Eukaryota; Metazoa; Arthropoda; Insecta; Coleoptera; Chrysomelidae
Source: the annotation of a GenBank genome assembly
AGAUAUGUCUGAUUUCAUGAUCAGCCGUCGUUGUUAGAUAAAAGUAGAUUUAGGUAAAUAAUGAAAGAAUAAUUGUGUUAGACGAAGUGCCGAUUCAUACAGAUAGGAUUUUAUGUUCUAGUGCUAUAAUUUGUGGACACCAAAAUAAUAAAAUUAUCGACACUGAUAAGUAAAAAAUGGCAGCCCUUCCACGCAGAAUAAUUAAAGAAACUCAGCGUUUAAUGGCUGAACCUGUCCCAGGAAUUAGUGCUGUACCGGAUGAUAGUAACGCUCGGUAUUUUCACGUUAUCGUAACGGGCCCCGAAGAUUCCCCAUUCGAAGGGGGGCUUUUUAAACUAGAAUUAUUUCUUCCUGAAGAUUACCCCAUGUCUGCACCUAAAGUAAGAUUUAUAACUAAAAUAUAUCAUCCUAACAUCGAUAGACUUGGUAGAAUAUGCCUUGACAUUCUAAAAGAUAAGUGGAGUCCAGCUCUACAAAUUCGUACAGUUUUAUUGUCCAUACAGGCCUUACUUAGUGCUCCAAAUCCAGAUGAUCCAUUAGCUAAUGAUGUUGCAGAACUAUGGAAAAUAAAUGAAUCAGAAGCAAUUAGAAAUGCAAAGGAAUGGACACGACGAUAUGCUAUGGACAAUUAAUUGUGCUCCAAAUAAAUAUGGGUAAAAAACAUAAUAAUUUUACAUUUACUAGUGUAUGUUAUGUUUAUUUAAUUUAUAGAUCAAAGUAGAAUUCUUAUGUUUGUUACCAUACAGUUGUAUAAAAUAUUGCUAAUGAGAGAACUUUUUAAAAUAAUUGAUUUAGUUUUCUUAAAUUUUGAUCACAACCUUCAUUGUUAUUCAAUAGUGUAUAUUUGAUUUUUAUUAUUACAUCUUAUUUUAUACUUCAUAAUUGUAUACCUAAUAUCUACCAACAGAAUUCCUGUAUUUAAGGCAUUGUAUAAACUAUCACCAACGUGAUGAUGGUAAGUUGGCACACAAUAGAAGAUGGUGUGAUGAUAGUGACAAUAGAAUGGCCAGUGAUGGUUUUUCAGAUCCCACUUCAUAUUUGGGUAGCAUACAAAAAGUAAAUUGUGUGUUCCUACUUCAGUUUGUCCCUACAAUGGCAUAUUUUGGAAGAUUAUUCAAUUAAUGCUUAAAUUGUGUUUGGUUAUAUAGCAACAUAAUCAGUAUCCAUUCUUUUGUAAGGAAAUAACAAGAAAUAAACAAACUUGCCAUUAAAUGGCCCUUUGUUGAUAAGUGGUUGUAGAUAGAAAACGGCUCCAGCCAAAGUCUAUACUCAUGGUUGUCAUUGUAGUGGGCCAUUAUGGAGAGGAUCUAUCAAGUAUUUUUAUGUAUAUAUCCACUACUGGAGCCUUAAUAAUUAUUAAGCUUUAGUUUCAAUUUUCAGUCUAGAAGAUGCAAAAAUUAUCAAAUAGUUAAUGAAAACACUUUCACUAUAAGGCUAUGUUUUGUAUUAAAUACCAGCAUUUUUUAUUUUACGCUUAGUGUGAAUAAUGGUUCCUAGUAGGAAAUAUCUGGUAGAACUAUUUUGUUUAUUAAAUAUUUAGUUUAAAUCUAAUAAUCAGUUCUUUUAUGUUUACUGUAAAUUUAAUGUUUGUUACUGAAGCUUCUCUUUUUGUGUUAUAUACUAGGAAUUUAAGUAAUUAUGUGGUAUAAAAGGAUCAAGAUGUAAGCUCUAAUAAUAGAGUAGGUAUUUUAUGUACUGUUUUUAUCUAGUGUGAGCUAAAGAGGCUGAAACUCUAGAGUGGUAUUCUCAAAAUUGUUUUCUGCUCAGUUACAGCUCCAAUAUAUUUUCUCUGUACUAUUGUCUGAAUAUGUAUACAAUAUAUAUAAUUAUUCAGGUACAGAAAUGAAAAAAAUGCUGCAGUAUAUUAGAUAUUUAUUAUAUUAAAAUUGACAGCAUGAAAGUAUAGGGAAAUUGAUAAAAUAAGAUAUAAAAAGAUAUGUUCAAUGAAAGGGUGGUGGAUGAGCCUGCUGAUUUUGAUAUAUUUGUUCAGAUAGUGGACUAAUGCUCGAUUCUGCUUUCCUAUUUCUUAUUCCACAUUGAACAAUAGAUGCUCUUUAUUAUAUCAGUCAAAGUCUACAUUUCAGCUCUCUAUAAGUGGAAUAUUGUAAAUUGAUGGAAGAUUAUUUCAGCUUUUGAAUAAUUAUAUAUUCAUUUUUAAUAGAUCUAAUCUACUACUACUCUACUAAACCAAAACAAGUUAAUUGUGUUUUUAGGCUGUUGUCAGAAGUAAGUUCUAUUGGACUCUCUUCUUAUGAAGUAAAUUCUGCUAGAGCUUGAGGAUGAAAUGGAUUGAGGAUCCACAAAAACAGUUCUUAAAAUUAUUUUAUGCAGGCAGUAGUAUAAUCAGAGACCAGAGAGCAAUUCUUAUGAAACAACUAUUUCAUUAAAUACCAUGGAAUAGUGCAGUUAAGACAAAAUUUUGUUUUUCUGAAUUACUGCUUAUCUAUUUUUUUUUUACAAUAGUUGCAGCUUGUUUCUAAAUGCGAUAAUUCUUUACAACUUGUUAUUUCCUUGCAAAAACAGAAUGCAUUAGAUUUAUCAAGUAUUUGUCCAGUUUCACAAAACAUUCAUAACUAUAUCUUUUUAUUCUGUGCCCAAAAAUAAUCACUGAAACUACUACUCCUUUGAUGGUUACUAGUUGUUUUAGUAAGUAAGUAAAAGAUCCAGAAAAGAAAAAUGGGAGUGCCAAUGCACACACUUAAGAAAGUUCUGCUAGACAUUUUAAAUCAAAAGUUAACAGUGAAAUAAAAUAUUUUGUAUGUAUCUCUUGGAUACAUUUUCAGUCUUACUUAUAUACUAAAUACUAUUGUUUUUUCCUAUUAUUUAUCUCUAUAGUAAUAUAAUAACCAUCUGAUUUUAUUAUUUAAAAGUUUCAGAUUAAUGGUAUCUUUAAAUACAAUUGUUUUGCUAUUUAUCUCAAUAAUAAAUAUCUGAUUGUAUUAUUUAAAAAUGACAGAUUAAUUGUAUCUUAGUUUUAGAUAUUUCUUAUGAAAUAAUGCAAUGAAGCAAAUUUAGUUUGAUAAAAGAGCAAAAUCUUUUACUUCAAAAGUUGAUAAAAACUAGAAUUCACUAUUUUGUAAACACAGCCAUACUAUUUUUAUGUUUCAUGUUCCAUCUAUAAUUAUAUCCAGAAUGCAGAAAAUGUAACCCAGUUUGUCUUUACAUUCAGUAAAUUCAUAUUUUUGGUUGAGCCCUUAACAAGUCUAGAAUUCAGUUUAGAAAGUGUGAAGUGUUGGAUUUGACAUUCCUAGUUGACAAUUUAGCUCAAUUUAAUUUGGUUGGUUUCAUAAUCAGAAGUGGAAUAGUAGACAGCAUUAUUGUUUUUUUACAGUGUUGAAUUACACAGUGUCUUUUCCUGUCUAGCUAUGUUCUUGCAUUCAGACUUCUCUUGUGCCCUUCUUUUUCAUUAUCUUAUAUUCAUAGUUGUUAUUUUUUAAUCUUUCUGUAGGAUUCCAUCAUAACAUUUUCUAUUGGCAAUGUCAACGAACUACAGGGGGCGCUUUGACAGAUGAUCAGCUGAUCAUGCAUGUAGGAAAACAAAACAGAGCUACCAUAAUCUUUGUAGGUGAAUGAUUGUUGUGUCUAAAAAUUAUCGGUAUUUAUUAUCUUCCAUUUAUUUUUUUUGUUAAUGCAAUGGCAAAUAAAGAAAUUGUUAGUCUGCUCCAUAUUUUGAAAUAUAUAGGAGACACAAAAAGACCUUUAAAAGAAGGCAAGGCCUUGUUUAAGGCUGGCCACGUUGUGUUGUGUAGCAAAUAUAAUAUCAAAUUGGUCGGUUUGUGUCUGCAAAUAACUAAUUUAAAUUGUGCCCCACAUGAAAUCACUGUGGAUGUGUUAAGAGACGAGUGUGGGUGGCAAAAUGCACUUGUAAAGCCUGCCAGUGAGGAAUGUGCGUGUGUUUUAUUACGCAUUAGUCUGGCAUUCACCAGGUCCUCAUUGUUUUUCUUUCGUUUUCCUUCAAGAAGGCAUUGAGAGGGAACAACACCUUUCUUUGAAAGUUUCUUUUGCCCUGCGGCACAAACAAUUUAAUUAAGAUCUAUGUUAGUGUAUAUAUUUGGUUAGGUAGGCACAUUAUAUAUAAUAAAUGUUGCAAUUCUGUUCAGAAAAUUUACUUGAAAAAAAAAUCUAUUGAUAAAAAAUGUUGUGAACACACCACCAUAUCACUUGAUAUCGAUUUCCCAAUUUUUAAUUCCUGUGCCCAACGAUCUUGUAGAUUUUUGUCACCAGGAAAAAGUGCAUACUUAUUCCUUCCAAUCGAUAAUUACUGCAUUGCGGUGCAGAGCAAUACAGUUUACAUUUACUUUUUAACAUUUUGUUACCUUAGUGUGCUUUAUUUAAUAAUAUUUAAAAUGUUUAUAACUGUGUUAUGUGUGUAUAACUAAAUACAAAAUGUUUUGUUAUCCUACAUGCACUAGUUCAAAAUUUUACCGCACCGUGCCGCCUCUUUCGUUUGACAUCGCCAAUGAUGCUUUUAUAUUGUUUUGUCUCUGGACAUGUUCUAGCUUAGAAUCUCUACAAAAUACAUAAAACAUCAUUCUCUUCAUUCAAUUAAUUAAUCUGAUAGUUUCUUCUGAUUCUCCAAGUGAUGUCCUCCUCUUGAACUAGACCACAUACUUUCCUCAUUAUUUUUCUCUCUCCUCCAUAUUAUUUUUAUUAUCAGGUGUCCUUUUGACUGUCGAUGAGCCAGAUGUCAUAACGUUCAUUAAAACACAGCGACUUAGAUGGGCUGGACACAUAAUACGAAUGCCAGAAAAUAAAUUGCUAAAAAGCUAACCACAGGAACACCUGUAGGAAAAAGAAGUAAAGGCCGACCGCGAAUUAGGUGGUUAGAUGGAGUAGAAACCGACUUACGAAUAUUAAAAAUCAGAAGAUGGCAACAUGUUGCCAAAAACCGAACAGAAUGGCGACGAAUCUUAGAGCAGGCCAAGAUCCACAGAGGAUUGUCGAGCCAAAGAUGAUGAUGUACAAUUGCCACAGGCAAUAUUAAUAUUGCCAGGAUAUUAUUUUUAUUAUCAGGUGUCCUUUUGACUGUCUGUACUUUGUUUUUGUUUCACCUAUUUUAGCCUACUGUUUCAUGCUUUGGGAUCAAUUUUCUUGAACACUCCCAUUAAUUGUUCCUUGCUCAAGCUUUUUCUUGAAUCAUUCUUAGGGUCUGAAUCUAUUGUAAAUAAUACCUUGGUUAAAAUAAUUUGAUAUUCCUAGUUGACAAUAACUGUCUUUUUACCUUUUCUUGGAAAACUUAGCUGCAUUUAUUUUGGCUACAAUAGUUGUCAUUGACUGCUAAAUUCAUCUUGAGAAAAAAGUCUGAAAAUACCAAUGGCAUCUAGUAUUGAAACUUUAGCCUGUAAAACUGGCUGCUUCACCUAAAUUGUCAAACUCAAUGAGGCAAACUGUCUAAACCAAAUUCUGGUAUACUUAAGGGGUUGACUAAAAACAUUCCAUAUCAUGUUCCAUAUUCGAUCUUUGAAUAAUAAUAAAGCGAUGUCGCUUUUUAAAACAAUAAUCUUCAAUAAUAAUUAUGUGAAAUAAUACACAAAAAUCAAAAUUUAAAACAUAGCAUACUACUGGACCAACUGAGUACAAAAGUGAAAGUGUUUACCAUGUAAGUUAAUUUUUUAGGUAUAAUUGAUUAUGAAUGUAUUCAAGAGUAUUUCGAUAUGCUUCAACUAUGUAAUGUUUAGCAUCAAUUCUGUGUAUAGAAACACUUAAAUGAUGGAUUGUAGUUUGUUGUAAAUAAAGGUAUGUAAGGCUUUUUACGAAUAAAUUCUUUUCACU